GAUGUUCAGUGCCCUCCAAAAUAUGGUGAUGGUAGAGAGAAAUUAGUUAUUUUUUGCUGUAUACUUACUGCAAUUUCGAUCAAAAUAUGAAUAUGAAACCGAUGUACAGCUUUUAUUUCAUCAGAAUUGAUCAGAAAUUGAUCUCUCAUUUUUCUACAUUGUUAUGCACUUAGCAUGACUAACAGUAUUUGAUUGUUGGUUUAGUUAUUGUGAACCUGACAACCUUAGAACCUGGGUUCUUAACUGCAGCUACAAAUUGGCUGAGUGAAUAGUCGGUUUGCGCGCCUUCUGUCCUUAACCUACCCACGCCAUAGCUUCCUUGGAGCCUGUCUUAGUGACCGUAACCAACAACAGAUCCAACAGAAUGGAUUCGACUUAACAUUGCACUGGCGUUAACGUUAAAGGUAAAUAGGCUACAUGUUCUAUAGCCAACAAACUGGUCGUUCACUUGUCGUUAAAAUAUUCUUGAUGGCGUACGCAUAUUGUUGCAGUGUAGGUUAUGUUAUAGAUAGGAUCCUGGUGCAUCUUCAUUGAUUCUUCGAUUAACUUCUCGCUGUCUGAAAUUCCUGGACCUUAAAACCCCAGAAACUGGAAAAAAAUGGAAGUAUUGGGGGAGUACAAGUGUCGUAACUGUGACAUGGUUUUUCGGUCCCUCGCACUUCUGGACAAACACAGAGAACACUUCUGUAUCGGCAGCGACAUCGGAGACCCUCUCGUUUUAAAGCGGGGACAGCCCCAGUUUAUGGAACCGGAGGGAAGCAACUUCAAAGGAGGGCCAAAAAAGGCGGAGACCCCUAAUUUCAAGAAGAGAGAGCAGAAGAAUGAGCAGGCCAGGCUGCAGAGAUGGCGGGAACGGGCUGAAGACAGGGACUGGCGGUCUCGGAAAGAGGAGGACCCAGGCCCUGGUGGGUCGGACAGCCUCACCCUGAGGAAGCUCACAGAGGAGUUUCACAAGCUCAGGAUGUCAAUCGAGGAGAGCAUGCCUACCCUUCCCACAUGGGCUGCCGAGGCGUCCAAAGAGCCCAGCCCCAGGAGGCCGUGGGAGCAGAGCGACAGAGUGCGGGAGAUGGCCGAGAGACACGAGCGGCAGCUGGCCGAGAUUCAGGCGCACAACCGCCGGCUGGAGCAGGAGAGGGAGGAGAUUGGGAGGAAGCUGGCGGAGUUGGCGGGCAGGGGCAACGCCGCCAACCUGGAGAAGCUCCUGCUGGAGCUGCAGCAGCAGGAGGAGAGGAAUGAAGAGGCGCUGCAGCACAUUCAGGGCCAAAUCCAGACUCUGCACCAGCAGCAGGGGGCCAGAGAAGCCGGGAACCGCCCGGACUCUCCCAGCUUUGGGCCGCACGAGGAGAGGAAGACGCAGCACAUGACCUUUGACCUCUUUUCCGACGGGGACGGCCGUCUCUCCAGCCAGAUUAGAGCGCUGCGGUUGGCCUACAUGCAGUCCGGCGGCGCCGACCCGGUGGUUCUGGCCCAGAUGCACGACCUGCAGGCUGAGGCGCACAUGCUGGAGUGGGCCAAGCCCAGAGCCCAACUCAAGGGCGGGAAAAGGAGAUCGAAGCCCUCGCAUCGGGUGCUGGACGCCGAGCUGCUGUCGGUGGAGACGGAGAACCAGCGGCUGGAGGAGGAGAUCCUGAGGAUCCGGCUGGCCAGGGAGAGGCACAGAGGGGAGGAGGCAGCAGUCGGGGCUGAACUACAGCAAGUCCAGAGGGAACAAAUUCAUCAGAUGGCAACCGUGCAGGCGGAGAUAGAGUAUCUUCGCAGAGAGGUGGAGAGGGCCAAGGACUUCCCCCGAGAGCGCAGGCAGGCUCCUCCCCCGCCUCCUCCGCCCCCUUUCCCACCCCCUCCGCCCGUACUUCCCCUGGAUCAGAUGCCUGCUCCGCCUACCCUGGAGCAGGCCGGGCCCCACAAUGCCAUGCAAGGCAGGCCUGUGCUGGACCCCCUGGAAUCCCUGGGCCCUGCUCCUUAUGACCCUGGGGCGGGCUUCGUGAUCUUCUACGACUUGGUCCUGGGCCUGGAGGCCACCCUGCGGACGGUGCGGCUGGUGGUGGGUCUGUACGCCGGAGGUCACGACCUUGGGCGCCCCACCCACCUGCCGCCCGUCCCGUGCCAGCCGGGCGGAGGCCUGCCCUACGUCAGCGCCGUGCCCGCGGGAAACUUCGCCACGCUGUCCGUCAAACAGCCCGUACCCAGGAUGCAGCCCUCUUCCUCCCUCGCGCUGGUGGUGGAGGUGCAGGCCGCCGGGGGUCUGGACCCCUACGGCCAGGAGAUCCAGCGGCUGGUGUCUCGGGGCUGGGCGCAGCUGGACCUCUUCGACGCGCACAAUCAGGUCCGGAGCGGCCACUGGAGGCUGCCCGUCCGCGCGCUCCCCGUCCGGCCCUCCCUCGGCACCGCGCAGCUGAACGCCGUCCCCCAGGUGGGGAACGUGGAGCUUUGCCUGCGGGUGGCCAACGCUCGGGACGGAGACGUGCAGUCCCUGGUGAACGUCGAGCCCGGCAACGCUGCCCAGUAUAAAUAUCCCUCAGUGGUAUCUGCUCGACCCAUGGCUUUCUUGGGAAACCCGCCCCCUCCCCUCACUACAUUAAAGCCUUCAGCCAAUCCUUACCUUUCUCUCCUUCCCCCAACCGAUCACGUGGAUCCUCCACCAAUGGAGGGAUCCAAUCAGAGCGAGGCUGCGGCGCCCUCACGCUCCGGACCUGUGGCGAGCGGAGGAGGUGGAGGAGCAGAAGGGGGGAUGGGCGUCGUUGUGGACAGAGUGAAGGGGGCGCCCCCGGGAGAAGGCGGGCUGCGGCUGACGGGGUACAGCCAGAGGACCGGUAAGGUGCUGCUGUUCGGAACCUCUGGAGUGCUCUGCUGCACCUCCACGGUGCUGUCCUCCAUCAAACACGGGGACUUCAUCUUCGGGGAGCAGCGGAUCAGCUUCUGCCCAGCCGAGCCCCAGGAGGACAUGGUGCUGAUCCUGCGCUUCUACCACUGGCCUGGAGGGGGCGGCGUAGAGCCCGGGAGCCUGGUGGAGCAGAAGAGUCGGGCUCCGUGGGAGCGGGACGGCGUGGUGGGGAACCUCGCCAAGCAGGAGGAGUGCGCGUCCGCCUGGGGGGUGAUCAGGCUCACCCGUCCCGUGGCUCCAGCAGAAAAAAGAGCUCCUGGCCGAGAGGUGACAUGGAACACCGGCACCCACACGGUGCCCCUUUACCACGUGCCAGUGCCACCCGCCAUCGCCCUCACUGCCCUGCCUGAUGAUAGCCUGGUAAAGCCUUUUGCGCCCUAUGGCAAUGCUGCGGCCCGUCUGCAUAUCUACAGUGGGGAGGCGCCUCUCUUCCCGUUCCCCCCAGAGUCCCCCCUCCCCCCCCACGCCUCUCCAGAGUGGCCUCAGGGGGCGUACAUCUUUCGGGAAAGGGAGACCCCCCCGGUGCGCCCCUUCCUCUCAGGGGACGGGUUUGACCUCUACAUCGACGGAGCGCGCUUCCUGCCGGACUGCGUGACCGUCAGCAGGGUCACCGGACGCAUCUUCGACCGCCACUACAACCAAGUGGGGCCAGACAUUUCCACAGGGAUAGACCUGAACAGUAACAUCUUCGAGCCGGUUUACAACGAGAGGGUGGAGAUUCGCUGCCUGAACAUGCCCCCAUCAGCAACACUUUUACUGAAGCUAUACACUGUGGACCGUUUCAGUCUGAGAAUGGUUCUGGUUGGCUGGACGGCACUCGGGCUGUUUGUGGAGUCCGGCAGUGAGACUCAGCCCAGCGUGGACACUGGUGCACUGCAGAUAUCGCUGAACGAGGGAGCCCAUCAGCUCAGGCUGUACCACACCGGCCCCGACCCUGACAAGCCCCUGUGCACCAAAGCACUGAGCUCAGCCAGCAGGCGGGUGCCCUGUGCGACUGUGCUGGUGCGAGUGGCCGGAGUGCCUGUGGACGAGGACGGGCGAGCCCUGAGCCGAAGCCAGGUGCCCGAGGCCGACUGGGGGAAGCUGGGGCUGCUCCUGCCCCGGCCGGGGUACUCCGAGGGGGGGUAUUACUCCAGCUCAGCCAGGCCCACCCCCGGGGAGGCCUCUCUGCAGUCCGCCAUGAGCCACCGGUCGGUGGUGCUCGUCCGAGAGAUCGCCAGCCUAAUCGCCGGAACAACCUGGGGGGCAGAGCCGGAGUCGGACGAAGAGAUAAGCGAUUGGAUCAGGCAGAAGCUGAGCCGCAUGAUGGACAGCAGGCCCCAGCCAAUCAACUUGAGCAUGGUCUCCCGCUAUGUCAGUUCUGCUGGGCUGAAAGUGUCUGUGGACCGAGCGCUUAACCUGCCUUGGGCGGCCUUCACCCUGGGUCUGUGCACCCUGAGUCCCCCUGCUGCCUUCUACCACGGCCCGUCCUGGGUGUCAUACGACCGACCCACCAUUCUGCAGCAGCUGGACUUCAACAGCAGUCAGAGCUCCCCCCACUGGUCAGAUGGGUUCAAGUCUUUCCCCAGGCGGGUUCACCACCAGCACCUGACCGCCAUCGUGCACCUGCAUGAGGUUUCCGUGCGGGCCACACACGACCCCGCCGGUGCCCAGUCACCCAGGGGGCAGGAGACCCUGACUUACAGCCUGGGUAAAGAGUCCUGGGCAGCUCUGCCCAUCUUCACCCGGGGGUACUGCCAUACAGCUCACUACCAGCUGCCCCUAUAUCAGGGUUCCCCUUCACAGGCUGCACUUAGUGCCCUGGCCCAUGGGGAAUGCCAGCUGGUCUUGGAAGAUCUGAGACUGAAGGGUCAGGUCCAGCUGCUGAAGGGAGCGUCCGUUUUCGUGAGAGUGGUAGACGGCCGUAGGUGUGAAGAGCUGGAGCAGAGUGAGGACAAGGACAGAGACGUCUCCCAGCUGCCCCCAGAUCAGAUGGACUCGUACAGCCCCCAGGGCAACCGCACCCCCCUCUCACAGCUCAUACCCCCCUCCUGCACAAAGGACUCCUUCGCCAGCAAACUCACCGCCAAGUUCACACAGCUCGUUUACCAGACUCUGGGACCCUCCACUGAGCUCGGCCAGCAAAACCUCCUGCGACUGUGACGGAAGGCAGGCCACUGGCUGAGCGUCACUGCUCCCUCCUCAAAUGUUCCUGCACCCAAAUCCCACCCCCCUGUGAAAUCAUGUACAGAGAUGUAAUGAGCAAAAAACCACAAUAAAAAUGCUUUCGAGUUUGUGCAAUUUCAGAGAUCGGGAGCGAGACGUUCAGUUUUGCAAAUAUUCUUUAUUGAAACGUACUACAAUUUUACAAAAAGAGGGAACAAACAUUUAACAUGGAAAUGCCUUAUUUACAACACAAAGCACAAAGAUGAUGGGGGGGGGGGGGGGGGGAAGGGGGCAUGCUGUACUGGUUGGCCCUGCCAUCUUCAGGAAGGACAUCACGAGGUCUCCACGGUGGCGGACGGCUUCACUGGCUGCGGGAGGAUAAA
This is a messenger RNA of Anguilla rostrata (American eel), 5409 nucleotides long. RefSeq names its product coiled-coil domain containing 17 (gene ccdc17). NCBI's taxonomy places the organism in Eukaryota, Metazoa, Chordata, Actinopteri, Anguilliformes, Anguillidae. Bases 599 to 5023 code for a protein of 1474 amino acids. The transcript is spliced from 31 exons. The record is from RefSeq and is a predicted model, not a curated record.